This is a messenger RNA of Diutina rugosa, 1308 nucleotides long. RefSeq lists its product as uncharacterized. The coding region runs from base 1 to 1308 and encodes 435 amino acids. The record is from RefSeq and is a predicted model, not a curated record. The transcript has a single exon. Lineage: Eukaryota; Fungi; Ascomycota; Pichiomycetes; Serinales; Debaryomycetaceae.
AUGAAGUUCGCUACCUCUGUUUUCACCUUUGCGCUUAUUCUCGUGUUCACCAAAACCGUCCACGCCUUCAUCGAAGUCACCCCCUUCCACUUGAUUGUUCUCAUCAAGGCUGCCGUCUUCCUCAUCAUCUACAACGGCGAACUCGCCGUCCCGCCCCUGUACCUGGAGCAACCCACCCUUCCCCCGCCUGUCAGGAAAACCCUCCGCAUUGAAGGCACCACCCUCCAAGUGGCCAAUUCGCUGGCGGAUUUGCUGCUUGUGGUGCCUGCCGAAUUGUCGGCACCGUCCCCAAUUGUUGUCACCCCACUGGCGCCGGUGAUGCUGCUUGCAUCGCCAGCACAACUGCUGUCCCAGACUUUCGACCUCCCUACCCCGCCGAGUUUGUCCACUAUCUUGUCGCUGUUGCAACUAAUUUUCAAGCUCUUUAGCCCGCCGAUUUUGUAUAAGAUCGUGUCACUGUUGCACCUGAUUUCCAAGUUCCUUUCCCCGCUGGUUUUGUUUGGUUUCAUGCCGCUGUUGCCGCUUCUGCGUGUCUUCAGCGUCGUGAAGGAGUUGUUGCCGUUGAAACAAGAUGAGUCCUGUCCCGUUUGCUUGCCGAUUUCGGUAAGUCCUGCGACGCUGCCUUGGAGCUUCAUCCUUGCGGGUCUCGUGUUUUACGCCAUCGUUCUCAGAUCUCACUUGGUUAAGAAGGGCGCUGCCGGUGCCGCUUUCAUCAAGCAGGAGCAAUUUUCGAGCUCAAAGUUGCCUGUCUGCGAAGAUGACAACGACGCUGGCGACUACCUUUUUGACUGUAGUGAUUUCGAAAACGUUAGGCUUGACUGUGACCCGCAAGAGGAACCCUUCGUGGCCGCUGACAUCGUGAAAUUGAUGGAAGAUGCUGCCGCAAAAGUGCUUUACCCUGAAGUGACACCCACUGCAACCAUCGCCUCAGAGGCGAGAACUUUGAAUCCUCGGACUGGUACUGGCCACCCCAGUCUCGGGACAUCAAACUCUCGUCCUGUCGCAGGUAGUAGUGCUGUCGCCGCCACAGGGCCGAGAACGUUGGAUCCUGGGGCUGGUACUGGCCGCACCAGUCUCGAGACUCCACGUUUUCGUCCUGUCGGAGGGAGCAGUGCUGACACCGCCUCAGUGGCGAGAACUUUGAAUCCUGGGGCUGGUACUGGCCCCACCCGUCCCGGGACUUCAAAUUCUCGUACUGACGGUGGCAGCAUCGCAGCCCCCGAAAAUGGUAAAGGCUCUCUGUGGCAAGACCCGCAAACGUUAGCUGAAAUUCGGAUAGCGAUUCGUACAGCUAACGACUGGAUGUAA